Molecule: messenger RNA, 2455 nt
Organism: Venturia canescens
Lineage: Eukaryota; Metazoa; Arthropoda; Insecta; Hymenoptera; Ichneumonidae
Product: protein pangolin, isoforms A/H/I/S-like
Exons: 4
Coding region: 2084-2422 (112 amino acids)
Biological process (GO): canonical Wnt signaling pathway; regulation of transcription by RNA polymerase II
Cellular component (GO): beta-catenin-TCF complex; chromatin
Molecular function (GO): DNA-binding transcription factor activity, RNA polymerase II-specific; RNA polymerase II cis-regulatory region sequence-specific DNA binding
Source: RefSeq, a predicted model, not a curated record
GGUAGAGCACUACCUCGCCCCGCCGUUCGGAGAGUGGAUUACCAGAAUCUUUGGUGAACGCGCUAUAUAACAAACGGCAUCUGGAGCUUGGUCACGUUGCUAUAAUAGAUACAUAUUAUAAGACUUGGUUAGCGGAUAAAAAACAUACGAACCGAUACUUAAAUAAAAACAGGAAGCCGUGUAUGUAUAAUAAAUCUUGUCAGUAAGAUUCGAGUAAAAACUGGAAAUGGAAGUGGAAUUGUGCUGGUACAGGAGAUAAGAGGAUAACAAAGACGUAGUAUUAUGGCGGUUAGAAAGCAAGUUAAAAAGGUAUUCAACUUGUCCGCGUGUAAUUUCCCUCAGGGAUAGUGAUUAGAUCGGAGAAGAAGAACGAGCGAUAAAGAAGAAAAGGUGUGGAGAAAAAAUAAAAGUGUGAAAUAACGGUCGAGAUGGCUGCUCCUCAUCGAAUUAACGACUAUAAUGCAAUCGUACGCUCAUCGGCUGUCCUCGUGUAUCCAUCAUCUUUGUCAGCCAGAAAGAUGGAAAAAAUUGUAUCGUCUUCAUGGCCACUUAACCGGGAAUACGGUGAUUGUGACGAGUGCGCGAGCAUGCCGGGCUCUCAUUGACUGGCCUCAUUGCUGCUUCAUUCACGAGUGUGUCGUUCGGCUGGUUCUUAAACGGCGCUUCGAUAAAACGUCGCACAAAAUAAGUAUCCAAAUAAUAAUGAACGCAAACAGGAACGCUUCGUACGAAUACGAGAACUGAACGUCUUAAUUGAGUCUUUAAAACGGAGCUGGAAAAAUCAGAGGAAGAAUCGGAGUGUUCCCCGGAGCGACCGAUGCGCUCUCUCGUAAGCGCGUCCUCCAUUAUCGCGUGUCACACAACGACGACAACGACUUCAGGGGUAAUAAUUGACGGUGAGCGUGUGACAUGUAGGUAAAAUCAAGCGAAAUACGAAACUGUACCGAAACAAGAAUGAAAUAAUUACGUUAACGAUAACCCUGUCGUUACAAAAGUGAAUAGUGAUUAUAUUCUCAACACCCAUUAUAAGGCUCACCCGCGUUAAAAAUUUUGUCCCCGAACUUUCUUCUUUUCUUUUUAUUGUCGAAACAAAUUCGACUCCUUUGAAAGAAAGAAAAAUCUAUUUUUCGUCCUUACGGUGUUUCGUUGGUUCAUUCGUUUCUUUUUUUUUUUCACUUUCAUGCGUCAUUCUCAAAGCGAAUGAUUGAUAUUAACUCGGCUAUGUGGUAAAUACACGGUCCAAACGGUGCGGGGACCGUCGGCCAAAAGCAAUCCGGUAACGCGGGAGCCUAGCGAGUGUCCAGUGGCAUUGUGAUCGCGAGUUUUUUUUCAGUAUUUCUUACUUAUUUCCAUUUCUCUAUCUCUCGAUUCUUGCUUUUCUCCAAUCCCCCCUUCUCAUUCUCGUCCUCUCUUUCUUGUCUUUUUGUUUAAUUGUCAAGAAGCUUGUGCAGCGUCGCGAAUCGCCAUAAAUGUCCGUCUACCUCGAGCCUACUUUGUGCUCACACAGUUUAUCCGCAUAGUUGUUAUUAACUCUGAAUUUAUGUGCGGAAAGCUUUUUAAACAGAUAACCAAUACACAUAUGUAUGUAUAAUCGGGAGUGAAAAAAUUUUUAUCAUCUUUAGUACAGUUUUCAGAAUGAUAGUAAUGCGUUGCAUCGAUAUGCGUUAAUGCCAACGUGUGGUUUCGUACAAAGAAGCAAUUAGCAAAGUGAUAAUAAAAAAAAAAAAAGUGCAAAUCGAUCGACUCGCAUCGCCUUAGUGACGUGAGUUCAUGUGCGACAAUAUAGUAAUAUAUUAUGAAUGCAUAUAUCGUGUGAAAUAAUAUUUAGUGUUGAUAGCAAAAAAGAAGCGAUAAAAAUCGUCCGACUCGGCCGGAACGAGAGGACGAGGAACGCCCAAAGUGAAGAAGAACGAAUUAGAGUAAUAGUGUACAGCCGAAAUUCGGAAUACUAUUUUUCGAAUAUUACGGAUCAAUCUGUAAAGUCGAAGUGGUUAGAUUCGGUGAUUCAUUGUAGUGAGGCGGUGACGGAUUAAGACGCGAAGAAACGUUCACCGUCGGACGCUUCUUGGGCGUCACGACAAUAAUGCCGCACGUGAGCAGCAGCGGCGGUGGCGAUGAUCUCGGCAGUGAGGACGAGGUCAAAGUAUUUAAGGAUGAGGGCGAGGACGAGAAAAGAUCCUCGGAAAAUCUCACCGAAGAAAAGAGUUCACUUAUCGAUCUCACAGAAUCCGAGGAGAAAGGAUCUCUUGCCGGUGGUAGCUAUACGACUAAAACGUCAACGAGAUCGGACCUCAGUCCCGUAUUUGGAAAGGUAGAUCCAACGCCUCACACAUCAUCUUUCAACAUGGGUUACCUCGUCUCACCGUAUCCUUACCCCAAUGGCGCAGGAGGACCGAUUCCUGUCUCUAUGGUGAGUACAUAACGCUUCUUGGAUAUAUUCGGACGCCUAGAUGGU